AGAGGCGGGACUAACGAAGCACGUUCAGUCAAUCACUAAGAGUGAGCCUGAAGGCUGAAAGGUGGACACUCUGUACGCUUGUUGGCCGCCGGGCGGCUUGUGAAGCUCCAGCCUCAUGGCGGAGAUCAUUCAGGAACGCAUAGAAGAUCGAAUCCCGGAGUUGGAACAGCUGGAGCGCAUCGGACUCUUCAGUCGCGCGGAGAUUAAGGCUAUCAUCAAGAAGGCUUCAGACCUAGAAUACAAAAUACAUCGGAGAACCCUUCUCAAGGAAGACUUUAUUAACUAUGUUCAAUAUGAAAUUAAUCUUUUGGAGCUGAUCCAGAGAAGAAGAGCCAGAAUCAAAUAUUCAUUUAAGAAGGAUGAGAUUGAAUAUUCUAUGGUACAUCGGGUACAAGGUGUCUUUGGUCGUGCUUCAUCGAAGUGGAAAGAUGAUGUUCAGCUUUGGCUAUCCUACAUAGUUUUUUGUAAGAAAUGGGGUACCAAAGCUCAUCUUAGCAAGAUAUUCUCCACCAUGCUUGCCAUUCACUCAAACAAGCCAGCUUUGUGGAUUAUGGCAGCCAAAUGGGAAAUGGAAGACCGCUUGUCUUCAGAAAGUGCCAGGCAGCUGUUUCUUCGGGCUCUACGCUUUCAUCCCGAGUGUCCAAAGCUCUACCAAGAAUACUUUAGGAUGGAGCUGAUGAAUGCUGAGAAACUGAGGAAGGAAAAGCAAGAAUUUGAAAAGGCUGCCAUGGAUGUGGGGAAUUUCGAUCAUCCCGAAGAAAUCCUUAAAGGCGAGUUGGCACGGAUCAUUUACAAAAAUUCUAUAAGCAAGAUUAAAGGUGCGGAAUUCCAUGUGUCACUUCUUACUAUUGCUCAGCUGUUUGAUUUUGCCAAAGAUCUACAGAAGGAGAUUUAUGAUGACCUUCAAACUCUGCACACCGAUGACCCACUCACUUGGGAUUAUGUGGCACGGCGAGAAUUAGAAAUCGAGUCCCAACCAGGUGAAGAGCAGCCUGUGUCAAAACAAGCCAAAGCAGUGGAGGUGGGCCGAAGGGAAGAACGGUGCUGUGCAGUGUAUGAAGAGGCGGUGAAGACCCUGCCUACAGAGGCCAUGUGGAAGUGUUACAUCACCUUUUGCUUGGAGAGGUUUUCUAAGAAGACCAGUAGUGUGCCCCUCCGAGGGCAGAGGCUGGAAAGAACCAUGCUUGCAUUCAGGAAGGCCCAUGGCCUGAAGCUCCUUUCUGAAGUCCAGUACAAGCAGUGGAUUGACUUGUUGCUGCGCCAGGACCUCUUCAAAGAGGCUCUGCAGGUGGCAGAAGCUGGGACUGAAUUGUUCAAGGACUCUGUAACCAUGUGGCAGACGAAGCUCCAGGUGCUCAUUGACUCAAAGAGCCCGGAAGUAGAGAUGCACUAUGGGGAAGCCUUUGCACACCUCAAACCCCAGGUUUGCCUGCCCUUGUGGAUUUCUUGGGCAGAGUGGAGUGAAAGUGCUAAAAGCCAGGAGGACACAGAAGCCAUCUUUAAGAAAGCUAUUCUAGCUGUCACAGGUGCCAGUUCAGUAACUCUGAAGGAGAAGUACCUGGAUUGGGCUUAUCGGAGUGGAGGCUACAAAAAGGCCAGAGCAGUGUUUAAAAGUUUACAGGAAAGUCGUCCAUUUUCAGUUGAGUUUUUCAGGAAAAUGAUGCAGUUUGAAAAGGAGCAGGAAUCCUGCAAGAUGGCGAAUCUGAGGGAAUAUUACGAGAGGGCGUUGCGAGAGUUUGGGUCUGCAGAUUCCGAUCUUUGGAUGGAUUACAUCAAGGAAGAACUGAGCCAUCCCCUCGGUAGACCAGAGAACUGCGGACAGAUCUACUGGCGAGCCACAAAGAUGUUGCAGGGACAGUCAGCGGAGCUGUUUAUAGCUAAACACGCCAUGCACCAGGCUGGCCACUAGUGGCGAGCACCGCCAUUUACUAAACUUGUGUUUGCGCUGUCUGUGUACACAAUGUCAAGAGCUGGCGGAAGAAUGGAUUGAUUUUUUUUGUAGCAUACUUUUUUACCUGGCGUUAAUCUUUGGUUCCAGAAACGAGAACUGCUGGUGCCUGAUACAUCUAAAAUACACAGAAGUUGUGCAGUUCAGUUUCAGUUCUUGUUCCAGCCUAAGACAUACAGCUCUAAUGGAGACUGGAAGUAAGAGACCCGGUUCAAACCCAAGGGAAAGUAGAGUUUGGUGUGUUCUCGUCUUAUUGUGAAAUUGGAGGGACUAGGGUGUGGACAGACUGCCUCAACCCUCCAGCUCCUGAAUAAUGAUACGGAGACUUUGUUUAUGAAAGCUUAGGCUUGUUCCCAGCUAGUGCAUGUAAAUUAAUCCUAUCUAUAUUCCUCCAUGUUUACCACAUGACCGGUCACCUCUCCUCAGCCUCGUUCAUCCGAGUUCUGCCUGGCAGAUCUCCCACCUCUCAGUUCUUCCCAGAGUUCCCAUCUCCCCUGCUCUGCUAUAGGCCGUUGGCUGUUUAUCGAACCAAUCAGAAGUGAUAGAGAACAAUGGUUACAAACAGCGAUGCUUCAUAAAAGUAACAGUACCAAAGUCUGGCAGGACUCAACUCUGCUGGUUCAAAAGUCAACAUGUGAAUAACGCAAAGACAACCUUUGCCCGGAGCCCAAGGUUAUCCCAACCCGGGGCGCAGAGCAGAAGUGACCUAAGUGAGGCUCAACAGUGACUUCAUUUCCUGUAUCUGAAUUGGAUCUGUACUUACAACCAAGAAAUAGGAACCUUCCUUCACCUGCAGGAAAGAAGGGGGACUUGGAAGAUGAGUGACAGAGGAGGUGCUGGGUAUUUAGAGAAGUUUGUCCUUUAAGAAGGUGGCGCAGAAAACCAGUUACCCCAAGAUGGGCAGGCCAAGAGCUGCAUGGAGGGUGCCCAGCUCUGUGGCAGGGGAGGGAGUGGAAAGUGCCUCAGUGGGGAGGGCGGAGGGUCCGCUGGGCACAAAGGAGGGCGUUUGGGGACCAGGGGAGGAAACUGAAAUAAAUCCUUCCACUUUUUUUGAUAAACCUAAAUUUGCAUUUGAGGCAAGAGCUUUACGACCGAGACAGAACCCAGCCAUGUUUUUGUUUUCUGUUUUGAUCGGCUCAUUAAGUUUUGGCUGGCCUUGAACUUUGAAUCUUCCUGCCUCAGCCUCUCAAGUGGCUGAGAUUAAUGCCUGAACAACUGGAUCUGGUUUAACUUAACAUUUUGAUAUCAUUGGGAAAGUAUUCUAAACAAGGUACUUAAUAGUAAGCCUUAAUUAAUGUUAAGUUCAUUUAAUAACAUGGGAAACACCUAAUGAAUUCAUAGCAUUCCAUUGUCUUCAUUAUUCUCCCAUGGCUAGAGUUCGCUAUUGUGUAUUUUUAAAAAUUAUAAAUGGUAUUGGUGAAGAUUUUUUUUUCUUUUUUUUCUUUUUUUUUUGAGACGAGGUUUCUCUGUAUAGCCCUGGCUGUCCUAGAACUCACUCUGUAGACCAGGCUGGCUUUGAACUUAGAAAUCUGCCUGCCUCUGCCUCCCAAGUGCUGGGAUUAAAGGCGUUUGGAUUUGGUUUUUCUGAGACAGGGUUUCUCUGUGUGGUCCUGGCUGUCCUGGCACUCACUCUGUAGACCAGGCUGGCCUCAACUCAGAAAUCCACCUGCCUCUGCCUUCCAAGUGCUGGGAUUACAGGCAUGCGCCACCACCGCCCGGCUUCAAUUGGCUCUUUCCAGCAUCAUAAACAAGAGGCAACACCCUUGUCCUUACUGGGGAUUACAUACUUCCUUCUCAUCAUUUUAUAAUUCACCAUUCAGUAGAUGAAAUCGAUACAUCAUUGUUUAAGCUACUUUUUCUUACUAAUUUAUGUUUUAAAAAUACAUUGAGAGAGCCGAGAGAGAUGGGUCAGCGCUUAAGAUUAUUGACUGCUCUUCCAGAGGUCCUGAGUUCAGUUCCAGAUGGCUCACAACCAUCUGUAAUGGGAUCCCAUGACCUCUUCUGUUGUGUCUGAAGACAGUGUAUUCAUAUAUAUAAAAUGAAUAAAUAAAUCUUUAAAAAUCAAAA
This is a messenger RNA of Apodemus sylvaticus (European woodmouse), 4015 nucleotides long. It is a transcript of the gene Utp6, whose product is annotated as UTP6 small subunit processome component. Gene Ontology annotation, biological process: maturation of SSU-rRNA from tricistronic rRNA transcript (SSU-rRNA, 5.8S rRNA, LSU-rRNA). The transcript has 19 exons. Gene Ontology annotation, cellular component: Pwp2p-containing subcomplex of 90S preribosome; small-subunit processome. Gene Ontology annotation, molecular function: protein binding; snoRNA binding. The record is from RefSeq and is a predicted model, not a curated record. NCBI's taxonomy places the organism in Eukaryota, Metazoa, Chordata, Mammalia, Rodentia, Muridae. The coding region runs from base 116 to 1909 and encodes 597 amino acids.